AAACAAUGAAGAAGAAGCACCACAAUCAAGUGUCAAACUUAUAUUCAUGCGUGUUGGGUUUAUCCCACGGCUGUCGCGUUUUAUUUAAACCGGCUUAGUAUCUGAGAUUUUGCUUCUCUCUGUUUUGUUGAACAAAAAGUGUCCAAACAACAUGAUGGAAAUCGAAACUGGCGAAGGACAGUUGCAAAUUCACCUGACAACGAAGCAACAGGAAUAUGCUGUCCCUGAUAUACCAUAUACAAUCGGUGCCAACGUGGCAUCCGAGGAUUUGAACACCUUGGUAAACACACUGCUGAAAGAAAGCAGAGAGAAUGAGGAUGUAGACUUCGACUUUCUUGUUUUUGGUGAAUUUCUAAGGUCACGAUUAGGAGAUCAUUUAAAGGAAGAAAACAUUUCUUUUGAAGACGCUAUUGAAAUCGAAUAUGUUGAUCGUUUUCCAUCGCCAGAACCAAGAUGUCUACUGCACGAUGAUUGGGUGGCUGCUGUUAAAACCUGCGGAAACUGGAUUUUGACUGGAUGCUAUGAUAAUACUUUAAAUAUUUGGACUACAAAAGGCAAACACGUACUCACAAUUCCAGGACAUAACAACCCUAUCAAAGCUGUUUCGUGGAUAUCUUUAGAUGAGAAAAGUGCAACGUUUGUAAGUUGUUCUCAAGAUCAAACUGCCAUGCUUUAAUGGAAUGUUGAAAAUAACUCAGUCGAUUGUGUUCACGUGUGCAAAGGCCAUGAGCGUGGUAGUGACUGUGUGGAUAUAAGUCCUGAUAAACAGCGUUUCGCUACAGGCAGCGGGAUACAAUGUUAAAAAUCUGUCGGCCGACUUCAUGAUGAUGAUAAUGGUUCGAGACAGUCAAAAAAAGCUCGCUCCGAAAGUGGGAAAACAAGAACGCCGAUCAUGACACUACAAGGUCAUCGCGAAUGUGUUUCUAGUGUUCAGUGGAUGGACCAAACGACACUUUUGACGAGCUCAUGGGAUCACACAAUGAAAAUUUGGGAUUUGAACUUAGAAGGGGUGAAAUCGGAAAUUACCGGUAAUAAAUCCUUCUUCGAUGCGAGCUAUUCUAAGUUGAACGGACUUAUAAUAACAGCUUCACCCGAUAAAAACCUCAGAUUAUAUGAUCCACGGUCGAAUCAGGGAGCUAUCGUGAAAAACACAUAUCUUGGGCAUAGCCAAUGGGUACAGAGCGUUACUUGGGCACCACACGAUGAAUUUAUGUUUCUUUCAGGAUCAUACGAUAAUCAAGUCAAAUUGUGGGAUCACAGAAGUCCGAAAGCACCUCUAUAUGAUUUACUCGGUCAUGACGAUAAAGUGUUGGAUGUCGAUUGGUCUAAUCCUAAGUUCAUGGUGUCGGGAGGAUCUGAUAACACUGUUCGUAUUUUUAAAUCCAAAAAAGCUGUUAAUAAACCAUCAGAUGUUUAAUAAAAAUUAUGUACAAAUCGAA
Hermetia illucens (black soldier fly) is the source of this 1439-nucleotide messenger RNA. RefSeq names its product ribosome biogenesis protein WDR12 homolog. Gene Ontology annotation, biological process: ribosome biogenesis. The record is from RefSeq and is a predicted model, not a curated record. Lineage: Eukaryota; Metazoa; Arthropoda; Insecta; Diptera; Stratiomyidae. Gene Ontology annotation, cellular component: preribosome, large subunit precursor. Gene Ontology annotation, molecular function: protein binding.